Messenger RNA from Cicer arietinum (chickpea), 2552 nucleotides. Its product is annotated as U-box domain-containing protein 34. Lineage: Eukaryota; Viridiplantae; Streptophyta; Magnoliopsida; Fabales; Fabaceae. Gene Ontology annotation, molecular function: ATP binding; protein kinase activity; ubiquitin-protein transferase activity. Gene Ontology annotation, biological process: protein ubiquitination; protein phosphorylation. The record is from RefSeq and is a predicted model, not a curated record.
AAAUAUCUAUUUGAUCACUGAGAGAUAAAGAAAUACAUAUGCUAGAAAGUAGAAAGAAUUACAACCGGUCAAAGUCUGAAUACAACAGAAAACUUUGAAAGAUAGAAAUAGUUGCAGGUGAAGGAUGAGUCAAAAGUUAGUAUCUCACUCAACCAAUCGAACGCGCGUCCUGUUGACCAAAGAUUUAUUCAUUCAUAAACAAACACAGCUACAGAAACAUAGGAGCAGAGAACCAUGUCCACACCGAGAUCGGUUGCAGUUGCCGUAAGCGGCGGCUCCGGCGCAGCCAAGGGUAGCCGACGAGCCGUACAGUGGGCGUUUGAGAAUGUCGUGCCUCAAGCAGACCGAUUCGUCUUAGUUCACGUCAUCCCUAAAAUCACUUCAAUUCCAACCCCAGCUGGAGAGUAUAUUUCAAUUUCGGAAGCAGACGCCAAUGCCUUUGCAGCUUAUGUGCAGGAUGUGAAACAGCAAUCUGAACAAAUCUUCGAUUCAUUCAAAAUACUAUGUGAAUCAAACACGAUAGAAACAUUUCUGCUAGAAGAUGACAAUCCUGCAAGUGCACUUCUUAGCUUUAUCUCUGAGUCUGGGGUUCAAAUGUUAGUGCUGGGUUCUGACGACUCAAAUUUUAUUACAAGGAAGCUAAAAGGACCUGGCAUACCGACUACCAUUCUAAGAUGUGCUCCUCACAACUGCGAUGUAUAUGUUGUAGCUAGAGAUAGAAUUGUAUCAAAAUUAGCUGAUUCUACAUCUCUGCAUUCUCAUGAGGCAAGCUCAAGGUACUCUGUGUCUACUGAAGCAAAUAAACCAGACAAUGGUGUUCGUAUUGGUGAACAAAUGCCUCGAAUCAAUGAAUCCUCAGCAGGACCUAAGAUUCUAAAAAAUUUCAAAUUUUUAUCAAUAUCAGACCAUAGUUACAUUGGUCUGCAAACCUCUAGUCGUAGGAAUUCUUUUGAAAAUUCUACUAGAAGUGAAGAAGAAAAUCCAGAAAACUAUGGAGACUAUGUUGAUUCUAUCAGUUUUCACUCAUUUGAUUCGAUUGCUUCUGCACAACAUGAACCGUUAGUCAUGCAAGAAAUAGAACGGUUGCAGCUGGAGUUGCAGAGUACUAUUGCCAUGUACAAACAGGUUUGUGGAGAACUGGUUCAUGCUCAAAGCAAGGCCCUUUUACUUUCUUCGGAAUCUCUUGAAGAAGCUAAAAUAAUAAAUGCUUCCUUGAAAAGAGAGGAGACUUUGAGAAAGAUUGCUGCUGAAGAGAAAGCAAAGUAUUUUAAAGUCGUGAAGGAACUUGAGGAGGCGAAAAGUACGUUUGCCAAAGAGUCAUAUGAAAGACAAAUGGCCGAACUUAACGUCCUUAAAGAAUCCAUAGAAAAACAGAGAAUUAUCGAUACAUUGCUUUCAAAUGACAGCAGAUACAGAAAAUAUACCAUGGAUGAAAUCAAGACUGCGACAAACAACUUGUCUCAGGACUUGGUAAUUGGUGAAGGAGGAUAUGGGAAAGUUUACAAGUGCAAUCUUGACCAUACACCAGUAGCUGUAAAGGUUUUGCAUCAGGACACAAUCAACAAGAAAGCAGAGUUUCUGAAAGAGGUUGAGAUUCUUAGUCAACUACACCAUCCAAAUAUGGUUUUGUUACUUGGAGCCUGUCCUGAGAACGGUUGCCUAGUUUAUGAAUAUCUGGAAAAUGGAAGCCUAGAAGACUAUCUUCUUAAAAAAAAUGGAAAACCACCACUUCCUUGGUUUUCUCGAUUCCGUAUAGUUUUUGAAAUGGCUUGUGGUCUCUCAUUCUUGCAUAAUUCAAAGCCAGAGCCUAUUGUUCAUCGUGAUAUAAAACCCGGCAAUAUCUUGUUAGACAGAAAUUGUGUUAGCAAAAUUUCAGAUGUUGGACUGGCUAAACUCAUUUUAGACGCUGUACCUGACAAUAUCACCGAGUACAGAGAAUCAGUGCUUGCCGGUACUCUUCAUUACAUGGACCCAGAGUAUCAAAGAACUGGCACCGUCAGACCAAAAUCAGAUGUAUAUGCUUUUGGAGUAAUAAUUCUACAGUUGAUAACUGCUCGACAUGCACGUGGACUCAUAAUGACUAUUGAAGAUGCAAUUACAAAGGGAUCGUUCCUUGAUAUUUUAGAUAAAUCAGCUGGAGAUUGGCCACUGAAUGAGACAAUUGAAUUGGCUGAAAUUGGUCUUAAAUGCACUGCCCUUAGAUGCAGAGAUAGACCAGAACUUGAUACUGAAGUUCUUCCACUGCUCAAAAGACUUUCUGAUGUUGCAAAUGCUAGUGCCAAGAUAGGAAGAAAUAGUGUAUGCACCCCAAGCCAGUAUUAUUGUCCAAUCCUUCAGGAAAUCAUGGAUGAGCCAUAUAUUGCGGCGGAUGGUUUCACUUAUGAGUACAGAGCAAUCAAAGCAUGGCUCAGCAAACACAAUGUGUCACCAGUGACAAAGCAUAAACUCCUGCAUUCUGAGCUGAUUCCAAACCAUACUUUACGUUCUGCUAUUCAGGAGUGGAAAUCAGGAGUGACGUUAUUUGAUUAGCCAUAGCAUGCUGUGAACUCCCU